CCUCCCUCUCACGGUGCGCUCUGGGUCUCGUCUCGGACAGGCUGCGGCGGGGUUCUGGGGUAUCCAAAAGUUUUACAAAAUUACUGCACAAGUGUUCGACUUGGGGACUAGGGGGAAGCUUGGAGGUCACUUUUGUGGACCCGUGAGCUGUAUGACCAGUUUUGGGGAUAGUUUUUUUCUGUUAAGCUUUUGAAUCAUGGAGACUCUCAGAGGUCUCCUUGCGUUGUUGUGCGCGUUCCUGGUUGGAGCGCAACUGCCGAAGGAAAGACCUCACUUUGCGGAUUGUCCUGUUGACCUUUUCUUUGUGCUGGAUACAUCUGAGAGUGUGGCCCUCAGACAGAAGCCUCCCAACUUUUAUAUUGACCAGAUCAAGGAUUUCACCAAGCAGUUCAUAAAUAGACUCCAGGAAAUGCGCCACCAGUGCGACCGGGUCUUGACAUGGAACUCAGGAGCACUUCACUACAGUGACGAAGUCAUCCUUGUGCAGGAGCUGAGUGCAAUGUCAUUCCAGCGUGAUGCCCUGAAAGCGGCCAUUGAUGGCAUCACAUACAUCGGCAAGGGAACUUACACCGACUGUGCCAUCAAGAGGGGCCUGGCAGAGCUGCUUGUUGGGGGCUCCCACUACAAUGAGAACAAGUACAUUGUGGUAGUGACUGAUGGACAUCCCAUCACUGGGUACAAGGAGCCAUGUGGAGGUGUGCAGGAAGCUGCAAAUGAAGCCAGACAACAUGGGGUCAAAGUUUUUGCCGUAGCCAUCUCACCUGAUCAGGAGGACACCAGGCUGUCGCUGAUCGCCACAGACCAGCUAUACAGACAGAACUUCACUGCUGCUGAUGAGUCCAGAUCCACCAAGACCAAAACCAUCCAAACCAUCAUCGACAUUAUUACAAAUGAGACAAAGGAUGUGUGCUGCUCCUUCGACUGCAGUGCUCCCGGAGGGCCAAAAGGACCAAAUGGAGACGCGGGAGCCACGGGAGAAACGGGUCGACCGGGGAUGCCAGGAGAGAAAGGAGAUGUUGGUCCCAUGGGCAGCGUUGGUGAUCCUGGUCCAGUUGGUUACAGUGGGAUGAAGGGAGACCGUGGUCCCAGAGGAGAAAAGGGGGAAAGAGGACACAAAGGCUUUAAGGGCGACAAAGGUCAGCGGGGGAUGGAUGGAAUAGACGGACGUAAGGGUGAAUCUGGUUUCCCUGGACUUCCAGGCUGCAAAGGUUCUCCUGGAUCUGAAGGCCUGCGGGGAGAGCCUGGUCCAAAGGGAGACCCUGGUUCUUAUGGAAAGAAAGGAGAAAAGGGAGAUCCUGGGAGGAACGGCGAACCCGGACGUCCCGGAAACUACGGCCCUCUGGGCCCUGCGGGUGAACCGGGCCCUCGAGGACCUGACGGAGACAAAGGAGAGCGCGGUGAUGAUGGACCAGCUGGAGCAGAUGGGGGUCCCGGAGAGAGAGGACCAAUCGGUGAGAAAGGGGAGCAGGGUUCCCGCGGAAACAGAGGUCCAAGAGGAGACCCGGGGGAACCAGGAUCACGUGGAGAGCAGGGGAGAGAGGGUUCAGCCGGAGACAACGGGGAACCUGGUGAACAAGGAAAGCCCGGCCCCCCAGGCUACAGAGGAGAUGAAGGUCAACAAGGACCAGAGGGGCCUAAAGGGCCAAGAGGAAUCAAAGGAGCUCCAGGAGACCGAGGCCCGAUGGGGGAGAGGGGAGAUGAUGGAGCACAAGGAGUUGGAUCAAUAGGCUGUCAUGGCUUCCAGGGCUAUCCCGGGACCCGCGGAGAUCCUGGAGAGCCGGGUGGCAAGGGAACCCCCGGACCAAAAGGAGAUGACGGAGAGCCCGGAGAACCAGGCCCAGAUAACAAUGAGCCGGGGCCUUCGGGGGCUAAAGGGGCCAAAGGUCACAGAGGACCUGAGGGCAGACCGGGUCCUCCUGGGCCGCCUGGACCUCCAGGAACUGAUGAAUGCGAGCUUCUGGAUAUCAUCAUGAAGCUCUGCUCCUGCUGUGAGUGUAAGUGUUCUCCCGUGGACUUGGCGUUCAUCGUGGACAGCUCAGAGAGUAUCGGUUCCACAAACUUUGCUCUGGCCAAAGAUUUCAUCAUCACCGUUAUUGACAGACUGAUUAAAGACCACCAAGUCAAGUUUUCAGCUAACCAUUCCAGUGUCAGUGUGGUCCAGUACAGUGGAUGGAAAACCCAAGAAGUGGUGAAACUAACCAGUAACCUGACCGAUUUUAAACAAGCGGUGAGAGACCUGCGCUGGAUAGCUGAGUCCACUUACACAGGAGAGGCCCUUGAAUUUUCUCUGACAGCAACUCUCAAUGAAAUGAAAAAAGAAAACAAAGUGGUUCUGGUUCUGACGGAUGGACGCUCUGAUAUCUCUAGGGACACAGUUCCCCUCAACGUCCUCUGUGGGAAGGACCUCACGGUGGGGGGUUUGGGAGUGAAGGACUAUUCGGGCCGCCAGCCCAACCAGGAGCAGCUUAAGUUGGUGACAUGUGAGAGCGACAGAAAACCAGGGUUCUCCUUCGUGCUGGAGAACUUUGCUGAGCUGCUGGAUGACAGUUUCCUUCAGAAUCUCACGGCUAAGAUCUGUCAAGAGAAGAAAUGUCCAGACUACAAAUGUCCAAUCUCUUUCUCUGAGCCCGCUGAUAUUUUGGUGAUGAUGGACAGCUCCGCCAGCGUUGGCCAGAAGAACUUUGAGAUAAGCAAGACCUUUGUCAAGCGCCUGGCUGAGCGAUUCCUUUCAGCCGAGAAGAAAGGAAAUGCCAGAAUCAGAGUGGGCGUGGCCCAGUACAGCGAAAGCCCCCGCAUGGAGCAGGCUCCAACCGCCAAUCUGACCAUCCUGUCUUCUCGCAUUGAAGAGGCAGCCUUCCAGAACCUUGGCACCAACCUUUUAGAGGCUCUGUCCUUUGCUGUCUCUAAUCUACGCGGCCGAGGGGACUCGUCUGGAGGCAGUAAGAAGCUGGUGCUGUUUUCAGACGGCAGGUCUCAGCGAGUCACAGAGUCUGUCCUGGAGAAGCGAGUUCGUGAGGUGGCAGACGCCGGCAUCCAGCUCUUUGUCAUUUCAGCUGGCAGCCAGGUCAGCGAAGGCAACCUGCGCUUACUGGUGAGCAGGGGGCGACAGGAUGACAUCAGCUACGCCCAGCGCCACCUGUUCCGCGUCCCAGACUACCCCUCUCUGCUCCGUGGGGUCUUCCACCAAACCGUCACCCGCAGGGUCUCUUUGCCGUAAAAACAAACAAAAGGACCAUCAAUUUGAUUUUUUUAGACCUAUUAUGAAUAUUCAGUCUCACUCAUUUACAAUGUGUCCAGUUACCAGAAAACCAAAGGAAAUGUCACAAAACAACAAACAAAUGUACAUGUCUCUCUAAAAGGACUUGUUUUUACUUUAAAUUGAACCUCGAGGGCAGCCCAUCUCAGACUCACCACCACAGCACAAUAAAUCUGAUUAAAACUCAGGAGAUAGAUCCUGCCUUCAGGUAAGAUUCAGGGUGAAAAAAGUCCCGCUCUAGAACAGGAAACUUUGAUGCUGGAGAGACAGAAAGUUGUAAUGGUCUCAUUCGGGAUCCGUUUCCUCCCAGGUACUCUCCGUUUCUGUAUCAAACUUUCUCCAUCCGACGAGUGAAGCUUCCUGUCACUUCCUGUCUCUCCAGGACCAAAGCCAGUGCUGGUUCUGGUUCAGCAUGGAUCCAUUUGUUUCUUUUGCCACUUAUUUAAGUGGUGUUGGAUGUGUUGUGUUGCAGCAGUACUAAAUAAAGAGGCACCGCAGCACAGAAACACACACUUCUCCCUGCACUAGCACGAACAGAAAACUGGUUCCUGACUGGUUUAUCACUUUAAGUUUUGCCAACAUGGAUUAUGUUGAAAAUAAAAAAAAUGAUAUAGUUUUUCUGAGUCUGAGAAAACCUGCGCCUAAAGCCCCGUUAGAUCACCACGGCAACGAGGAAACCAGGAUGUGGCACCAGGCAAACCUCCAGAUAAAUCACACCAACGUUUCACCUGGACUCAGCAUGUGUGAGUCCUGAGUGUGUGUGAUGUGCGUGCGUAUGUGUGUGUUUGUGUGCGUGCAUAAAAUACAAGAACAUGUGUGAAACCUUGGAGUGAUUGUUAAGCAGUUUUGUAGGGGUCAAUUACCAAAAUAACACAAACCCUUUUUUGUCUGCAGUAAAGACGCUUAAUUUAAGCAGAAAAAAACUUGAACACACACACACACAUCUUUGCCAUUUGUGAGUGAUUUAGGAAAAUCCCUGUCAUGGCUAAAAGUUGGAAGGGGAAGCUGAAGGAACUCAUGAGCCAACACGUUUUAUACAACAGUUUCACCGGGGUUGGUUGGAGUGUUCUUCUGUGGUGCUAUUAUUCUGAGUGUAUCAGCCUCCACCCGUGCUGUUUGAUAUUUUUGCCUGAGGAUGAACAGCCUCAGUAGCGUUGAAAGAGCUCCUUCAAUAAAGGUUGUUACACCCA
Messenger RNA from Nothobranchius furzeri (turquoise killifish), 4446 nucleotides. It is a transcript of the gene col6a1, whose product is annotated as collagen, type VI, alpha 1. Lineage: Eukaryota; Metazoa; Chordata; Actinopteri; Cyprinodontiformes; Nothobranchiidae. The record is from RefSeq and is a predicted model, not a curated record.